Molecule: messenger RNA, 393 nt
Organism: Metarhizium acridum CQMa 102
Lineage: Eukaryota; Fungi; Ascomycota; Sordariomycetes; Hypocreales; Clavicipitaceae
Source: RefSeq, a predicted model, not a curated record
AUGUCGACUAACCGUGUCUCAAAACAGCGGUCUAAAGCUUCGUCUGCUUCUUCCCUUCGCCGGGAUAACCUUCUUUCUGCGAUAAUCAACAAUCCGUCUUUGUCCUUUAUGAAGGCUUGCGCUCGCUGCACCCGUAUGGGACUUCCCCAAUGUGAAGCCUCCGUUUCCGAUUCGAGUCGUUGUGUGAAGUGUGUGGUGGACAAGCAAGGGAAUUGUGAUAUUGCGGGGGUGACCCCUCAACAGCUUCGCAGCAUCGCGGAUCAACAUUACAAGCUCGAGAGGGAGCUUGAAGAAGCUGAGGAGCGUGCCUUAGCCGAGAAUCAAAAGGUCUUGCGUUUGCGGAAACAAAAGAAUGUCGCUUACGCUCGCUACGCCCGUAUAGGACUUCCCUAA